UAACCAAUACAGAUAUGAGAGGCGUGAGCGUUCUUGUUGUGCUCGCUGCAGUGACUCUUUGCGCUGGUGGUGAAUAUUUCCCGGACUGGAGCUCUCUAGACACCCGACCCUCGCCGUCUUGGUACGAUGAGGCGAAAAUUGGGAUUUUUCUUCACUGGGGAGUUUUCUCCGUGCCUUCUUUCAAAAGUGAAUGGUUCUGGAACCUCUGGCAGAACGAUGACUUCGAAGUGAUCGAAUUUCUCAAGAAAAACUACCCGCCGGGAUGGACCUAUGCGGAUUUUGCCCCGCAAUUCCGUGCCGAAUUCUUCGAUCCGGACCGUUGGGCUGCGCUCUUCGAAAAAUCGGGUGCCAAAUACGUCGUUCUGACUUCGAAACAUCAUGAGGGGUUCACAAAUUGGCCAUCAUCGACGGCAUUCAAUUGGAACUCUCGGGACAUCGGGCCCGGCAGGGACCUCGUCGGCGACCUGAGGACAGCUGUCAGGAAGAGGAGCCUGCGUUUCGGUGUCUAUCACUCCAUGAUGGAUUGGUAUCAUCAGCUCUACCUCAAGGACAAACAGAACAAUUGGAAGACUCAACACUUCGUGGAGGCGAAGUGCAACAAUGAAUUGUAUGAGCUCGUCAAUCAAUACGAGCCGGACAUCCUCUGGUCAGACGGAGAAUGGGAGGCUCCGUCGCGCUAUUGGAACUCCACGAAUUUCCUCGCUUGGCUGUACAACGAAAGUCCCGUCAAAGAUGUCAUCGUCGUCAACGAUCGAUGGGGAAAAGAAACCCGCUGCAAGCAUGGCGAUUUCUAUAACUGCGACGACCGAUUCAACCCUGGAACACUCCAGGAGCAUAAAUGGGAGAACUGUAUGUCACUCGAUCGGUCGUCCUGGGGCUACCGGAGGACAAUGACGUUGGACGACGUUCUAACUAUCGAGGAGCUGUUGAAGACGUUGGCUGAAACAAUAAGCUGCCAUGGCAACAUCUUAAUCAAUGUUGGACCUCGUAGCGAUGGUACGAUUGACCCCCUCUUCGAAGAGCGACUGACACAGCUCGGCGAGUGGCUCCAAUUGAAUGGUGAAGCAGUUUACGGAUCUAGACCGUGGAAGGACCAGAGGGAUGCAGCUGACGAGAAUGUCUGGUACACCCAGAACAACGGGAACGUUUACGGCAUCGUCACGUCAUGGCCCCAAGUUCUGAAGCUCGGCUCCUUCAACUCAACUUCCUUCGACGAGCACGCGACCGUCACGAUCAUAGGCUACGACGAACCCCUCUUGGUCUCACGGGAGGCCGAUGGCAUAACGAUCCACUUCCCCGCGCUGUCGUCCAAGUCCAAGCCCAUAUACUUGCCUGUUCUGGAAUUCGCCCUCCCCGCGAAAGCUCUCACCGGCUAGGACGCUAGGAGAUCGACGAAAUAAAGGCUAAUGAGGGAGAUCAAUCUCUCGAUCUUGGCUCUCGGGAAGAAGAAUCGGGAGCGAGGACGCUCGUCUUCUUCUUUGGCGGAUGCAUGCCGAUCCUCGUUGCGGAAUCGUAGAAUAUAAGCAGGAGGAGCUUUCGGAGGAGCUCAGUUUCUUUCAGGUUGUUUAUUCUAGGAAAGAUUUGAUACAUCUCUCAGCUCCACGAUACGCUAUCACAACGCGCUGCUCGUCGCGCUCUGAAGAAACAUACAUUCAUUAAAGCAUCAGGCGUCUUUUGAACGUCUGCCAGCCGAUAUAUUCUGACCAUGGAAGUUAUUGCGCGUCUGACUGCAAUAAAGCAUCCUCUAGCGGCAUACGAUGCCCGCAUUCGUGAAGUUGAGAGUCAGAAUGACUCGAGUGACAGAGUC
Messenger RNA from Galendromus occidentalis (western predatory mite), 1807 nucleotides. RefSeq names its product alpha-L-fucosidase. The transcript has 9 exons. Gene Ontology annotation, molecular function: alpha-L-fucosidase activity. The record is from RefSeq and is a predicted model, not a curated record. Lineage: Eukaryota; Metazoa; Arthropoda; Arachnida; Mesostigmata; Phytoseiidae. Bases 15 to 1376 code for a protein of 453 amino acids. Gene Ontology annotation, cellular component: lysosome. Gene Ontology annotation, biological process: glycoside catabolic process; fucose metabolic process.